GAAAGAAAAAGGGGAUGGGGAGAAGAAGUUCUUGUUGUGGAAAGGAGGAAGGGUUGAACAGAGGAGCAUGGACAGCCGGAGAAGAUAAGAGUCUAACCGAUUAUAUUAAUGCCCAUGGAGAAGGAAAGUGGCGCAGCCUUCCAAAGAGAGCUGGGCUUAAGAGAUGCGGAAAGAGUUGUCGUCUAAGAUGGUUAAACUAUCUUCGACCCGACAUAAAAAGAGGCAACAUUUCUCAUGAUGAAGAAGACCUUAUCCUUAGGCUUCACAACCUACUAGGCAACAGAUGGUCUUUGAUAGCCGGAAGGCUUCCUGGCAGAACAGACAAUGAAAUUAAAAACUAUUGGAACACCAACAUGUGCAAGAAACUACACACCCGACCACCACCCCGUCGCCACACCACCACCACCAUCACCAACAACAACACUACUAAGACUACUACUGCUAUCCUCCUCCCACCACCACACGCAAUCAAAACCAAGCCCAUGAGGCUAUCAGCUUCAAACACUAAGCCAUUCAUCAUCACUACUAGCACAACCAAUAAUAAUAAUAACAAUCCAUGCUCAUCAAUCAAUAUGCCUUCUUCUUCUUCAUCAUCACCAGACAAUAAUAAUAAUAAUAAUAAUAAUAAAUUUGUUGAUUUUGGGUUUCCAACCACAACCACCACCACCGGUGAUUUUGACCAGCAGCUGCUGCUUAAUGAAAACUUUAAUAUUGAUGAUUAUGGGGGUGUCCUUUUCCCGGAGAAUUACAGCUGGAUGUUAGGAGGUACUAAUGGAGGACUGGGUUUCAGUCAUUUUCCGGAGGAGAGUACUGCAGUACUGGAGGACUGGGUUCUAGAGUGACGGCCGAUCGAAGAAGAUAAUUAAAUUCUAAGUUGUUUAUUGCAUCACAUGGGUUUCAAUUAAUUAAUUAUAAGUAGUUGUUAAGAUCUAUCUAAUGCAUGUAAGUCUUCUAAUUAAUUGACUAAGGUCACUCAGUCCUUCCUAUUCUGUUCAUUUCAAUAAACU
This is a messenger RNA of Impatiens glandulifera, 1007 nucleotides long. Its product is annotated as transcription factor MYB1-like. The transcript has 2 exons. Lineage: Eukaryota; Viridiplantae; Streptophyta; Magnoliopsida; Ericales; Balsaminaceae. The record is from RefSeq and is a predicted model, not a curated record. Bases 15 to 842 code for a protein of 275 amino acids.